AAUGAACCUUGGAAGAUCCCCCGUCCAAGCUCCAUCUCCUGCCCAUCUUCAGCGUCACCUCGUUGACCACAAUUAGAGUGUGCUUAUGGGGACAAAAGACAUGACAAGAGUCCAGUCAAGUAGUUCUUGUUUCCGAAUACGGCAUCCGCACUAUGAAGGAUUGUUCAACCAGUCAAAAGCAGAUAUCGCGCAGAAGCUCGCUACGCUGAAGCAAUAUGGCACGGCCGCUGAAGCUUUAGACCCUUUGCGUGUGGAGAGUUUACAGAAUGUGUUUGAAACCACAAUCAACGAAUACACAGUCACAUUCGCACCUCUGCUCAGGGAGAUCAAGAGGGAGUAUGAUCUGGUCAUAGCGGCGCAUAUCAGUCAGAAAGCCGAGAAAGCCUAUCUUCGCACAAAGAUUCAAACGCUACUGUGCGAGAUUGGUAGUGAGCAGCAAGCGGAUGACUUGCGAUCGACUCUGGUGAAGCAGACACUUUGGAAUCAGCUCAUUGAGAAGGAAAACGACCGACUUCGCGAGAAUUUAGAGGAGGAAGACACACAGUUUCUUCUGCGCCUCGCACACAAAUGCGUAGAGAGUCCGCCAGGGACACAGCAAUCCGAUCGACAACGACAUCUCUUACGGCAUAAGGAAGGUUGGUCCACGGUGCUAAAAUGGAUGACUGAAUAUUCCCUACAUGACGUUGUCCUUCGCGAGCUGCUCGAGAAAAUAGAACGAGACGUAAGCUAAGACUGGCGAUAGAUUCGGAUGGCCGAGGAAGCGUUUUUGCGAGCUUAUCAUUUUCAUUCAUUUCAAUAGCAGGAAAAGUACAAAUCGAUAGUGGAGAAGGAAACUUUAUCCCUGCUUACACAGCAUAAGGCGGCUACCACUCCAGCUGCAAAGCGUCAGGAUGAACUGGUACAGGAGCACGAGGAAGCGUUGAAACUACAACGCGAACAGUAUGCAGAUCUAGAAGUAGAACUGAGAAGUCUCUUUGAAGAGACGGCCGAGAUUACGGAAAAGAUUGAAGCGCUGGAGGUGCUCAUAGAUGUAAACAAGCGUAGGUUAGCGGCAAAUACGGCAGGU
Molecule: messenger RNA, 1066 nt
Organism: Fimicolochytrium jonesii
Lineage: Eukaryota; Fungi; Chytridiomycota; Chytridiomycetes; Spizellomycetales; Powellomycetaceae
Exons: 5
Coding region: 86-730 (214 amino acids)
Source: RefSeq, a predicted model, not a curated record